Messenger RNA from Chelonoidis abingdonii (Abingdon island giant tortoise), 4566 nucleotides. NCBI's taxonomy places the organism in Eukaryota, Metazoa, Chordata, Testudines, Testudinidae. The record is from RefSeq and is a predicted model, not a curated record.
CCCACCGUGCCGUCUGGUGCCACCCUGGAUGGGGCUGCGUCGGCGCGGGCGGGCACACUCUCUGGCCAGCCCAGUACCACGCCCGCUGCCAUGAAGCCUAAGAACACCGUGGAGAUGCUGCUGAGGGCGCUGGGGAGGCGAGAGAGCACCCGGGUGCCAGGCUCCAGCAGGCCGGAGAAAGUGCCCGAGCCGCACAGCUUCAAGGAGAAGGCCUUUAAGAAGAAGAAGAGAGCGUGUGUGGUGUGUAAGGAAUCCAUUGAGGCGCUGGGCCUCAUCUGCCAAGCCUGCAAGAUCACCAGCCACAAGAAAUGCGAAGCGAAGGUGGUGUCAUCCUGCCAGCCCCUUCCCCCGCCUGAAUUGAGGCGGAACACUGCUCCGGCCCGGCGCAUCGAGCACUUGGGCUCCACCAAAUCCCUCCACACCUCGAAGCAACGGAGCACGCUGCCCAGGAGCUUCAGCCUGGACCACGUAAUGGAGCGCAAGUACGACUUCGACCUGACCUACAUCACCGAGUGCAUCAUCUCUGUCUUCUUCCCCCCGGCCCUGGAGGAGCAGCGUUACCGCGGCAACCUGCGGGAGGUGGCGCAGAUGCUGAAGUCCAAGCAUGAGGAUAAGUAUACGCUUUUCAACCUGUCCGAGAAGCGCCAUGACAUCAGCAGGCUGAACCCCAAGGUUCAGGAUUUCGGCUGGCCGGACUUGCACGCUCCCCCGCUGGACAAGAUCUGCUCCAUCUGCAAAGCCAUGGAGACCUGGCUGAACUCGGACCCCCAGCAUGUCGUGGUGCUGCAUUGUAAGGGCAACAAGGGCAAGACGGGCGUCAUCGUGGCCGCCUAUAUGCACUACAGCAAGAUCUCUGCCAGCGCGGACCAGGCGCUCAGCACCCUGACCAUGCGGAAGUUCUGCGAGGACAAAGUGGCCGCGUCCCUGCAGCCAUCCCAGAAAAGGUACAUCAGUUACUUCAGCGGGCUGCUGUCGGGCACCAUCAAGAUGAACAGCAACACCCUGUUCCUGCACCACGUCCUCAUUCCCGCCAUCCCCAACUUCGAGGCCAGUGGAGGCUACCAACCCUUCCUGAAGAUCUACCAGUCCAUGCAGCUCGUCUACACCUCAGGGAUCUACAGCAUCCCGGGCCCUGGCCCCCAGAAGCUUUGUGUCACCCUGGAGCCAGCCCUGCUGCUGAAAGGGGACGUGAUGGUGAAGUGCUACCACAAGCAGACCUGCAGCUCUGACCGGGAUGUGGUUUUCCGCGUCCAGUUCCACACGUGCACCAUCCACGGAGCCCAGCUCUGGUUCGGGAAGGAUGAGCUGGAUGAGGCCUGGCAAGACGAGCGCUUCCCCUUCGAAGCCAGCGUGGAGUUCAUCUUCUCUUCCGGACCCGAGAAGAUGAAAGGCCUGGAGACUUUACGGAACAGCCCAGCUAUCACAGUGGAUUAUAACAUCUCCGAUCCCAUGGUGCGCUGGGACUCCUACGAGAACUUCAACCUCCAUCACGAGGACAGCCUGGAAGACAUGGCCCACACCCGCGGCCCCCUCGACGGCAGCCUCUACGCCAAGAUCAAGAAGAAGCGGAACCUGAGCGGCUUCUCCGGCGGCGGCGGGAGCCCAGCCAGCGCGGACUCCACCCAGCCAGGCAGCCGCUUCCUCUCCGUCAGCAGCGACUCGGGCCACUCCUCCAUGCUGGCCGAACCCUCCCCUCCCGCCAAGCUGCUGCCCACGCCAGCCGAGCGGGAGGAGCUGGACAGGCUGCUCGGGGGCUUUGGGGUCAAGGCCAGGCCGGAGACCCCCAAGCAGCAGAGGGGGGCAUCCCCGCACCAGGAGCUGGGGGGAUGCCCGCACAGCAAUGGGGCCCGGGACAGGGAGACGGCCAUCUUGGAAGACGACCUGGUGGAGAUGAGCCCCUUCGGGCCCCUGGCGUACCCCAGCCGGCGCCCCGGCCUAGCCCGCCACUGCUCCUGCCGCCUGGGCUACCGCUCGCAGAGCUGCCCGGGCACCCACAGCCCCGAGAGGCUGCCCAGCGGCGCCUACUACAGGCCAGAGGGCACCUUGGAGCGCCGGCGGCUGGUCUACAGUAACAAUGGAGUCCACCUGCACCCUGCCGAGGGCUACCCCUGCCUGCCACAAGAGGCCGGGCCGGGGGAGAAGCGGCGGGUGUAUCGCUCCCUUUCCGAGGGCCUGCAGCCCCUCGCUCACCCCUACGCCUACGAACUGCCCCACAGCCCCAGCAGGCGAGAGGACCUGGCCUACAAGCCACCCAGCUACCGGGAGGUGCUGAUCCUGGAGGAGGAGCCCGGGUGCGGCUUGGAGCUGUGCCCAUGCCGGGACUGCCAGGAGAAGGCUCACGAGGAAGCUACCCUGCCCCCCACCGCCGCCUUCUACGGCCUGCACCUGGGCAGCCGCGAGCCUGAGGAGUGGGCCCACGAGAGUGCCAAGUCCCCCUUGUCCCGGGCAGGGCACCAUGGCCAGCCCGUGCCGUUGCUGAUGCCAGCCUCCUACAGCCAGCGCACCCGGGGGCAUCACGAGGUGUUUGACUUCGAGCCCACCCACGCCAAGAUGCCGGCGCACUUUGGCCACGGCUACCCGGCUCAGCCCAUGCCCGGCACCCACCAGAAGGGCCACCAGGGCAUGGAGCAGAGCCUGGAGCCCUUCCACUACCGCUAUGGCCCCCCCUACCCCGCCCUGCUGCCCCAUGGCACCUACGCCUGGAGCCCCCCCGCCCAGUGCCCCCAGCCACCCUUCUACGGCCGGUCCCCGGCCAGGCCCUGCGCCUCCCCACCGGACAUGCGGCCAUACACGCCAGGCUACCACUCGCCCCCGUCCGGCUCAGCGUCCCCCGUCAGCUCGGCCUACCCAGCCUCCAGGAACCAAAGCUACGAGCCCCAGUCCCCAGAGACAGGCCAGGGCUACCCACACCCGGGGCACCAGGACCGGACACCCGCUGAGAUGCAGGGCUGUGGGGAGGAGGCGCCCUGGCAAGACGUCCCUGGCUCCCCGCGCCAGCCCCACCGGGAGGCUCAUGCCGCCUGCCUCGCGCCCCCUGAGCUGUCGGGCCUGCCAACUCCUCUGCACACCAGCAGUCCGGUGCAGAGCAAAGACAGCCCCGCGAUGCCCAAAGGCGGCAACCCGGCUGCCAGCCUGCAGGAGAGCUCGGCGUGCUCCAGCCCCGAGGACACGGCCCCACCCAGCGCCAAGAGGACCCCAGAGAUGAGCUCAGCCCUGCCAGGGGCAGCGCCCGGCCCCACGCAGCCCCCUUCUCCGACACAGGCCUGUGCCCAUGAAGCCACCUCCAGGGCCCAGGUCAAUGGGCCGGCCCCGAGACAGCCCUGUCCCCGAGCCCACAGCCCCGCCAGCCUGCCCCAGGGCACCAGCCUAUCCAGGGUGAACCCAGGAGAAGCUCCAAGUCACCUGAAUGGCCCCAGCUGCCCAGCUGUCUCCCCUGAUUCACCCCCCAGCAAUGGGACCCCAGCGCACCUGCUGCCCCCUGGCAUGGACAGGUUGGCCCAGCGCAGCCCCCCGGGCACGCCUGUCCACAGCCCGGCCUGUGCCAGCUGCAGAGCGACAGCUACGCUCAGGAACCCAGCCUCCUACAACGGGCACCUGCCCAGUGACAGAGCCGAGCUGGCCCCGGGCACCCUGGCCCGCUGCCCCAAUGGCAGCCCCCUCCCGACCUGCAGUGCUCCCCAUUGCCCCAUUGCCUCCUACAGCCCCUCCGACCUGCAGUGCUCCCCGACCCCUGCCUUCCCCAUCGCUACAGCCUACUAUCCGGGCAGGGAGAGGAGCCCGCCGCCCCCGGGCUCCCCCAGCCAGGGCCACGCCCGCGAUUCGCCGCAGCAGCAGCCGCCGUUGCCCGAGAAGCGCCACACGCCAGCGGCUGGCAACUGGGAAAGGAGCUCGCCCCCAGGACGGGGCACCGGGACGGGCCACCAUGUCACCUUCGCGCCCGACACUGCCAGGCCGGACCCAGUAUCCCCAUCCGGCUCACCGGGGGCCCGCUCGUCCCUUUCAGACAUGCAGCCGGAGAGCCACAGCAACGUCAAAUUUGUCCAGGAUACAUCCAAGUUUUGGUAUAAACCCAACCUGUCCCGGGACCAAGCCAUCGCCCUGCUGAAGGACAAGGAGCCCGGCUGCUUCCUCAUCCGUGACAGCAACUCCUUCCAAGGUGCCUACGGGCUGGCUCUCAAAGUGGCGACUCCCCCGGCCAACUGCCUCACCCUCCCUUCGAAAGGUGACCCCAUGGAGCAGCUGGUGCGUCAUUUCCUGAUCGAGACGGGCCCCAAGGGGGUGAAGAUCAAGGGCUGCCAGAACGAACCCUAUUUUGGAAGCCUGCCCGCCCUGGUCUCGCAGCACUCCAUCACCCCUAUCUCUCUGCCCUGCAAGCUCCGGAUCCCCAGCAGAGAUCCCAUGGAGGAGACCCCGGAUGUGGCCAUCCCCACCAACGUGAGCACAGCGGCUGAUUUGCUGAAGCAGGGAGCAGCGCCCCCUGCUGGGAGAGGCUGGAUCCGGCGUAGACGGGAGCUCCCCUCCCCCAGUAUCGCUGUCACUUGGAGCCGAUAUAAUUUUACCUACUGA